AUGACGAGUCUAGCUGAGCGUGUGGCCGGCCUCGCUCUCUCGACCUUUGAAUCACUGCCCCGAAAAUGUAAACCUCGCACCUUUGCAGAUGGUGGAAGAGAAUGGACGCCCAUGGCUGCGCUUAUCCUGGCCGAGGCGGGGGACGAUCGACCAUUGACUUGCGUAUCGUUGGCAACAGGAACAAAGUGCCUUGCUGCCUCUGCUCUGCCGACUUGUCGAGGCACCGUCCUUCAUGAUUGUCAUGCUGAGAUUCUAGCUUUGCGUGGGUUCAAUUGGUGGCUGCUUGCCGAAGUUCAGAAAAUUGUCGAAGACCCAGCAUAUCAAUCGCCAUUCUUAGAGUCUGAAAAGGAGUACGAGACCGAUCAUCAGCAGACAACCCUGUCCACGCCGUUGUCAACCCCGGGCGCUCCAUUCAGACUGAAACCCACAAUCUCGAUUCACUUCUUCACCACCGAGGCUCCUUGCGGCGAUGCGUCUAUGGAAAUCUUGAUGAAUUCAUUGCCGCCUGAUGAAGCAGCACCCUGGCCGGUUAGAGAGAACGCGAGUACAGCUCUCCAAGGUCGAGGUCACUUCUCGCUACUUGGCCACGUUCGCAGAAAACCGGCCAGAGCAGAUGCAGAGCCAAGUCUCUCCAAGUCUUGCACGGACAAACUCGCCCUUAAACAAUUUACAGGCAUCAUCUCCUUCCCUGCUGAUCUCUUCGUGCAAAGGACUGCGAACGCCUUCAUUCGAACCGUGGUCGUGUACGCCAAUCAGUACAACUCUACUGGCUAUGAAAGAGCCUUUGCAUCAUCUGGCAGGCUGUCGAGCCUCAGCCACUUAGGUCACUUUUUCAGCAUCGAGUCACUGCCUCCAGAAUUCUCGCGAUUCCCUUUCAGUAAGGAUGAUCGGAGCGUCGAUUCAAGGACACAAACGAGACUCAAAGCAAGCAAUUUAUCUGCUCUGUGGGUCAAUCGUCCCGGCCAAAAGAAAGAUGAUGUCUUGGAGGUCUUGGUGAAUGGGGUCAAACAAGGCUACAAGCAAUGGGACGAAAGGCCGGCAAAGGCAAGCGUCGCCUCCCGCAGAAGACUUUGGGAGCACGGGGUAAAGAUCGCGAAGAUCUUCCCGCAGAAUCAAGGCUCGAGAGGUGAGCCAGACGAUCGGAUAGAGUACGAUGUGGAGUGGCACAAAAAGAUUGAUCAGGUGUUGUCCAUAAAGACUUAUUGCGCAGCAAAAUCCACAACCCUUAGAUCCUCAUAUGUGCAGCGCAAGAAGCAUGUGACGGAGGCUUUGUGCAACUGGACUGACAACCGAGGUGAUGAUGAAUGGUCUUUGUGUUAG
This is a messenger RNA of Capronia epimyces CBS 606.96, 1320 nucleotides long. RefSeq lists its product as uncharacterized. Gene Ontology annotation, biological process: tRNA wobble adenosine to inosine editing. The coding region runs from base 1 to 1320 and encodes 439 amino acids. NCBI's taxonomy places the organism in Eukaryota, Fungi, Ascomycota, Eurotiomycetes, Chaetothyriales, Herpotrichiellaceae. The record is from RefSeq and is a predicted model, not a curated record. Gene Ontology annotation, molecular function: tRNA-specific adenosine-37 deaminase activity; RNA binding. The transcript has a single exon.